Messenger RNA from Dendrobium catenatum, 1779 nucleotides. RefSeq names its product glucomannan 4-beta-mannosyltransferase 9-like. The coding region runs from base 193 to 1779 and encodes 528 amino acids. Gene Ontology annotation, cellular component: Golgi apparatus. NCBI's taxonomy places the organism in Eukaryota, Viridiplantae, Streptophyta, Magnoliopsida, Asparagales, Orchidaceae. Gene Ontology annotation, molecular function: mannan synthase activity. The transcript is spliced from 9 exons. The record is from RefSeq and is a predicted model, not a curated record.
GCUUCGUCGGCAAGAAGAGGGGAAGAUUUCAGGGAAGAAAUUCAUUCUUCCAUUAAUUUAAGGAUAAUCUCCCCACGUUUCUCUAUCUAUCAAUCAACAAAGAUUUGGGUGGAUGAGCGGCCGACUAUCCGACUAUCCCCUCCGCUUUAUUGCCUCGCGUAAUUUCCCAACAAAAAGAAAUCUCCGUUCGAAAUGGAGAUGGUGUCAUCGGAGUUAUUCCAAGGGGCGAGCAAUGACAUCGCCGGACAGAUUGGGUUAAUGUGGGAUCAGGUGAAGGCGCCGGUGAUCUUACCAUUGCUGCGCGUGGCAGUGUUCCUGUGCCUGGUGAUGUCGUUGAUGCUCUUCGUGGAGAAAAUUUACAUGACCGUCGUCAUCGUUGUCCUCAAGCUCUUCGGAAAGCGCCCUGAGAAGCUAUACAAAUGGGAGCCCCUCCGUGAUGAUCUCGAGCUGGGCAGCUCGGCUUUCCCCAUGGUUCUCGUUCAAAUCCCCAUGUACAAUGAAAAAGAGGUUUACAAGCUCUCAAUCGGAGCUGCAUGCGGGCUUUCAUGGCCGUCCGAUCGAAUCAUCAUUCAAGUGCUCGACGAUUCUACAGACUCAGUCAUCAAGGAUCUGGUGGAGAUCGAAUGCCAGCGGUGGGCGAGCAAGGGGAUCAACAUUAGGUACGAGAUACGAGACAACCGAAAUGGUUACAAGGCUGGUGCGCUCAGGGAGGGCAUGAAGCACAGCUAUGUGAAGAACUGUGACUUUGUCGCCAUCUUUGACGCCGAUUUCCAGCCUGAGUCCGACUUCCUCCUCCGCACACUUCCAUUUCUCAUCCACAACCCCGAAGUCGGCCUUGUCCAGGCUCGCUGGAAAUUCGUGAAUGCGAAUGAGUGCUUGAUGACGAGGAUGCAGGAGAUGUCCCUAGAUUAUCAUUUUACGGUAGAACAGGAAGUUGGUUCCUCCAUGUAUGCUUUCUUUGGCUUCAAUGGAACUGCUGGUGUUUGGCGUAUAUCAGCUCUUAAUGAAGCAGGAGGCUGGAAAGACCGAACUAUAGUUGAGGAUAUGGAUUUGGCUGUUAGAGCAAGCUUCAAAGGAUGGAAAUUUGUAUAUCUCUCAAAUCUUAAGGUAAAAAAUGAAUUGCCAUGUACUUUCAAGGCAUACCGUUAUCAACAACAUAGGUGGUCUUGUGGGCCUGCAAAUCUGUUUAGGAAAAUGUUCAUGGAGAUCAUAAAAACAAGAGAGACUCUAUUAAAGAAAGUGCAUGUGAUCUACAGUUUCUUCUUUGUGCGGAAGAUUGUUGCACACAUAGUAACUUUUAUAUUCUAUUGUGUGGUGAUUCCUUCAACAGUCUUUUUACCUGAAGUUCAUAUCCCAAAAUGGGGUUCUAUCUAUAUCCCCUCCAUCAUCACCAUUCUUAAUGCAGUUGGAACUCCAAGGUCUCUCCAUUUGCUGGUAUUUUGGAUCCUUUUUGAGAAUGUUAUGUCCUUGCAUAGAGCAAAGGCUACCCUUAUUGGUCUCCUAGAGGGACGUAGAGUUAACGAAUGGAUAGUUACUGAGAAGCAAGGAGGAGGUGCCUUUAAGAUGAGAACAAUUUCCAAAUCAGAUGGAAAACAACGUUUCGUAAUGGGCGAUAGGUUGCACGUAUUGGAGCUGGGAAUGGGCGCCUUCCUCUUCUUCUGUGGCUUUUACGAUUUGGCAUUUGGGAAGAACUAUUACUUUAUUUACCUUUUCCUCCAAGCUUCUGCGUUCUUUGUUGUUGGCUUUGGGUAUGUAGGCACCUUUGUCACUCGUCCCUAA